AUGCCGGUAUGUGCAAGUUUCAACGACACGGCCCGAUUGUAUCGUGACGUAUUCGAGCCGUACAACCGGAGAAUCCGGCCCGUACUGAACCAAACAAGCCCCAUCCCAGUCUACGUGCGCUUCUAUUUGAUCCACCUCCUCAGUAUCGUUGAGCUGCAACAGAAACUCGAGUUCAACGCAUGGGUCAACUUCACGUGGGUGGACGAGCUCCGAACCUGGGACCCUAAAAACUAUGAUGGAAUAAACAUGGUCCAUCCCGAGCCCCUGGACAUCUGGCGGCCCAGGACACUCGUGUCAAACUCUGUCAUCGCCAGAGAUAUUUUCCUCGACGAUUAUUCCCCGGUCACCGUCUACUUUAACGGAGUUUCCCGAUGGUAUCCGGGCGGGAUUUUCUCGGCCUCCUGCAUUCUUGACAUCACGUGUUUCCCGUUUGACGAGCAGUCUUGCUACAUUGAGAUAUUUGCCAAUGACUAUUCAGAAGAAAUUGAGUUCAUACCAACAUUUCCUUACGUCAUCAACAACACGUACAUCUCCAACGGCGAGUGGGACCUUGUAGCGUCCACCAUCAGCACUGAUCACCCAGUGUACGGUGACGAGGUCUUCACUCGCCUCACCGUGUCCAUGACCUUCAAAAGACGACCCGAAUUCUACCUGGUCAACGUCUUGAUCCCCGUCAUCUUCAUGUCCGUCUUGUCGUCCUUCGUCUUCGUCCUGCCCGACGAGUGCGGCGAACGUGCGUCCUUCUCCAUCACGGUCCUGCUGUCGCUCUCAGUCUUUAUGGGCAUCGUGUCGGGCCAACUGCCGCACAACUCCGACACGUUUCCAAUCAUCAUCACAUACUUGUUUUUCCUGCUGCUGCAUAAUGGCUUGUGUGUUGUCUUUAGCGUCUGUCAGCUGCGACUCAUCCAGCUCAACGUCUUGAAAAGUGCAGGUUUCAAACAAAUGGAAAUCUCCCAGCAUUCACCGUAUAAAAUAUCGUCCAGAACAUACAAACUCUCAACGCCAGAUACCCCUGGUAAACGUCACAGGGACAACUCAAUCCAACAUUUUGCUCAGCCUUUUCUUGGGAAGAUUUUUCAAGACAAGACAGGCGAUGGUAACCGUAGGCCAAAACAUGAGACCAUUUCAAAACAUGAGACCAUCUCAAAACAUGAGACCAUCUUAGAGUUUCCCAAACACGGCGAUGACUUGGACUCUACCCCGGCAGACAAGGAGUCAAAUUUUCGCUCCAAAUUCAAAGUGUACGUGUGCUCAAACAAAACUGCCGAGAAAAACGCCAUUUACCAUCGUUUGAAAGGUCUGCUGGCCUUUUGCAGGAAAUGGUUUUUUAGGGGCAGCGUGUGUCUUUUUCUAUUUUCUAACGUAGCGUGGAUCGUCAUCUCAACUUACUUUUUAUAUCGGCUGGGUACUCAGUGCUAG
Molecule: messenger RNA, 1419 nt
Organism: Physella acuta
Lineage: Eukaryota; Metazoa; Mollusca; Gastropoda; Physidae
Product: neuronal acetylcholine receptor subunit alpha-6
Biological process (GO): monoatomic ion transmembrane transport
Cellular component (GO): membrane
Molecular function (GO): extracellular ligand-gated monoatomic ion channel activity; transmembrane signaling receptor activity
Source: RefSeq, a predicted model, not a curated record